Messenger RNA from Nerophis lumbriciformis (worm pipefish), 3409 nucleotides. RefSeq names its product kelch-like family member 26 (gene klhl26). Gene Ontology annotation, molecular function: protein binding. The record is from RefSeq and is a predicted model, not a curated record. NCBI's taxonomy places the organism in Eukaryota, Metazoa, Chordata, Actinopteri, Syngnathiformes, Syngnathidae.
UCACAACAAGCGUAAGCCGGCUGCCACUUUUCUGUGUAUGAAUAUGAAAAGCCGGUCUUGUUGGGACACUAUGACCUGGCAGCCUGUCCCUUUUUUCUGAAGUAAACUCCAAAAAUGCUAAAUGAGGUUUUACCCGUGCUGAAAGAUGGCGGAGUCGGACGGUGUGGCGAAUUCGUCGACACAUUUACAGAACAGAAUGGCUAGCAAGAAUAGCACCCUGCGCUGCACAUUUUCAGCCCCCAGCCACAGUGCCACCCUCCUCCAGGGCUUGUCGGUAUUGCGGUCUCAAGGGCAACUUCUUGAUGUGGUGCUGGCCGUCAAUGAGGAGCGUUUCCAGGUCCACAAAGCUGUGCUGGCCGCUUGUAGUGAUUACUUCAGAGCCAUGUUCACUGGAGGCAUGAAGGAAUCAAAUCAAAAUACUAUUGAGCUGAAAGGUCUGUCCGCCCGAGGGCUGAAGCAUAUUAUAGACUUUGCUUACAGUGCAGAAGUCACUUUAGACUUGGACUGUAUUCAGGAUGUCCUUGGAGCAGCUGUCUUCCUCCAGAUGGACCCUGUUGUGGAGCUCUGUGAGGAGUUCCUGCAGUCAGCGAUGAGUGUCAAGACAUGCCUGCACAUCGAUAAGAUGGCCACCACCUUCAGCUUGUCUUCCCUCAAGGCGUCGGUGGAUGCCUUCACUUUUCGCCACUUUCUCCAAAUAGCCGAGGAGGACGACUUUCUGCACAUUCCCCUGGAGCGCCUCAUCUUCUUUCUGCAGAGCAACAAGCUGAAGAACUGCAGCGAGAUCGAUCUCUUCCAUGCUGCUAUCCGAUGGCUCCAACACGAUGAGUCUCGCCGGGCGGACGCCAGCGACGUCCUCCGCCACGUGCGCUUCCCACUCAUGCGUUCGUCCGAGCUGGUGGACAGUGUUCAGACCGUAGACAUCAUGGUGGAGGAUGUGCUGUGCCGUCAGUACCUCCUAGAGGCCUUCAAUUACCAGAUUCUUCCAUUCCGGCAGCACGAGAUGCAGUCGCCGCGCACACGCAUCCGUUCUGACGUGGUGUCUUUCAUCACCUUCGGCGGCACCCCGUACACUGACAACGAUCGCACAGUGACCACCAAGGUGUAUUAUCUCCCUGACAUUGCUUCUCGCCAGUUCAAGGAGUUGACGGAGAUGGACACGGGGUGCAGUCACGCCUGUGUCGCCGUGCUCGAUAACUUUGUAUACAUUGUCGGCGGGCAGCAUUUACAGUUUCGUAGCGGUGAAGGGGCCGUGGUCAGCUGUUUGCGCUUUGAUCCGCACUUGAACCAGUGGCUGCGCAUCCAUCCGAUGCAGGAGCCCCGUAUCCAGUUUCAAGUCAGUGUUUUGAACGGGAAGAUUUAUGCCACUGGAGGGCGCAAUCGAUCCGGCAGCCUAUCAUCUGUAGAGCGUUACUGCCCAAAGAAAAAUGAGUGGACCUUUGUGGAGCCUUUAAAACGCAGGAUUUGGGGUCACGCAGGGACUACCUGUGGAGAAAAGCUAUAUAUCUCAGGGGGUUAUGGCGUCUCUUUAGACGACAAGAAAACUCUUCACUGUUACGACCCAGAGGCCGACCAGUGGAACUUCAGAGCUCCCAUGAAUGAGCCUAGAGUGCUGCAUGCCAUGAUCUGCAGUGAGGAUCGGGUCUAUGCUCUAGGUGGGCGCAUGGACCACGUGGACCGUUGUUUUGACGUGCUAGCGGUGGAGUAUUACAAUCCGCAGAGUGACCAGUGGACCACCGUCAGCCCCAUGAGAGCAGGGCAGUCUGAGGCUGGCUGCUGCUUACUGGACAAAAAGAUCUACGUCGUCGGAGGGUAUAACUGGCACCUGAACAACGUCACUAGCAUUGUACAGGUGUACAACACAGAGACAGAUGAGUGGGAGAGAGAUUUGCACUUCCCUGAAUCAUUUGCUGGGAUUGCUUGCACACCAGUUGUACUUCCACAGACACAUGUGGAAUAUCUGACCUCUUGGCUGUGAAGACUUCGCUCUGGUUCUCUUUUCGUGUGAUUCCAUCAACAUCACAAGGAAUAUGUGUGAUGUUUUCCUGAUCAGGAAAUACCGCCUGGAAGCGGCUAAGCAUGUACAUUGUAAUGUGGGCUCUGCCCUUUCAAGUAAAAAAAGCACACUCUUUAAUGACAUGCAAGAUAAGGGACCUGCAGCCAUUGGAAUGUAGUUAUAUGUGUGGCUCUAAGUCAGUGGUUCUUAACCUGGGUUCGAUCGAACCCUAGGGGUUCUGUGAGUCAGAUUCAGGGGUUCGGCGGAGGUCAAAACACACCCGACUCAUCGUGUAAAUACAAACUUCUCCCUAUCGGCGUAUUAUGGAUACGGCAACAGCUGACUGAUUUGCAGGUGUGUAAUUUGUUGUGCGUUUAUGCACUGUGUUGGUUUUGUUGUUUGAACAAGGUGAUGUUCAUGCACGGUUCAUUUUAUGCACCAGUAAAAAAAACAUGAUAACACUUUAGUAUAGUGAACAUAUUCACCAUUAAUUAGUUGCUUAUUAACAUGCAAAUUAGUAACAUAUUGGCUCUUAACUAAUCAUUAUUAAGUACUUAUUAAUGCCUUAUUCGUCAUGGCCUUAUUAUAACCCUAACCCUCUAACCCUGACCCUAACCCUAACCAAAUAACUCUAAAUUAAGUCUUUUUUACUUAGAAUAUGUUCCCCUAGUGUCCAAAUAACUCUAAAUUAAGUCUUUGUUACUUAGAAUAUGUUCCCCAUACUAAAGUGUUACCAAAAACAUAUAACUUUGUCUUGAAUUUGAAAAAAAAAAACAUUUUAUUUUUCACUAAAGAAGGGUUCGGUGAAUGCGCAUAUGAAACUGGUGGGGUUCGGUACCUCCAACAAGGUUAAGAACCACUGCUCUAAGUGCAUAUUUAAUAAAGUUGUAUCAGGUUUAAAAUGUACUUGUGUUAUCUUUGAUUUAGUAUAAAACUUAAUGCUCUUCUCCAUAGGCAACAUCAUACAUUCUGUAUUUGUCUCCACUUUCUACUGUACACUGAUAUUAUUCUACACCUGUUUAAAUAACUAGAAGAAAAGGACUGUAGAGUUGGAUAUUACCAUUGGAUUUACAAUACAUUUACAGCACGAAAGCAACUGCUCACAUCACAGUUUGACAUGGUACCCAUGUCAGAAUGAUGAUGAAAAACUGACGUUCAAGCGCAUUGUUUAUAUUUUCAAUAAUGGUGGCAUUUAAAGCCAAUUAUCAACCCUCGUAAUUGUACACCAAAAUGGGACCACAAAAAAACCCCUACAUCACAGGUGUUAAACUCGAAGCCAGAUUUGGCCAGCCACAUUAAUUUAUAUGGCCUGCUAAAGCCUGAAAAAAUAUGCAUCAAUAAAGUACUUUCUUAAUAAAUGUAUUCGUUCUUUGCAUUUUGACAAAACAAAAUAAAAAUAAUGUACUUCUUGCAAAU